Pseudoliparis swirei is the source of this 1183-nucleotide messenger RNA. It is a transcript of the gene aga, whose product is annotated as aspartylglucosaminidase. Gene Ontology annotation, biological process: protein deglycosylation. The record is from RefSeq and is a predicted model, not a curated record. The transcript has 9 exons. Bases 55 to 1065 code for a protein of 336 amino acids. NCBI's taxonomy places the organism in Eukaryota, Metazoa, Chordata, Actinopteri, Perciformes, Liparidae. Gene Ontology annotation, molecular function: N4-(beta-N-acetylglucosaminyl)-L-asparaginase activity. Gene Ontology annotation, cellular component: lysosome.
AGUUAGAUAUCACUUACUCACGGCGGCAAAACAAAAAGAAAAGACAGGAGCAACAUGUUUGUGUCUCUACUUAUCUCUACUUUAACGGUCCUGUUUCCACUCGGACAUUCGUCGCUUCCUCUCGUCAUCAACACGUGGCCAUUCAAGAAUGCGACUGCUGCAGCGUGGAGGGCCCUGCAGUCCGGCGGCUCGGCGCUGGACGCCGUGGAGGAGGGCUGCGGCCGCUGCGAGGCGGAGCAGUGCGACGGCAGCGUGGGCUACGGCGGCAGCCCGGACGAGUCCGGAGAGACCACGCUGGACGCCAUGAUCAUGAACGGGGAUACGAUGGAGGCGGGAGCGGUCGCCGACCUGAGGAGGAUCAAGAACGCCAUCGGCGUCGCGAGAGCCGUGAUGGAGCACACGAGCCACACGCUGCUGGUGGGAGAGUCGGCGUCGGUGUUUGCUGAGAACAUGGGCUUCAUCACAGAGGACCUGACUACCAACACAUCUGUGAAUAUUUUCUCCGAGUGGCUGAAGGGCAACUGCCAACCUAAUUAUCGAAAGAACGUGCUUCCAGAUCCCUCCACGUCCUGCGGACCCUACAAGCCGACGGCGGGGCGCAGCAAGAGGCCGCGGGGCGCCGACCCGCGCUCCCACGACACCAUAGGGAUGGUGGCUCUUGAUCGAGAUGGUCACAUGGCGGCCGGUACGUCGACCAAUGGGCUUACUCACAAGGUUGCAGGCCGCAUCGGGGACUCUCCCAUCGUCGGCGCCGGGGCCUUCGUCGACAGCUCGGCCGGCGCCGCCGCCGCCACCGGAGACGGAGACAUCAUGAUGCGCUUCCUGCCCAGUUACUUGGCCGUGGAGCUGAUGAGGGCCGGGGCCGAUCCCUCGGCAGCCUGCAAGACGGCCAUGUCCAGAAUCAAGAGGCAUUACUCUGAGUUCUUCGGAGCCAUCAUCUGCGCGAACACAACGGGCCAUUAUGGUGCCGCCUGUAACAAAGCCCCCGGCUUCUCCCAGUUUCACUUCAUGGUGGCGAACUCCGAGUCCGAGUCCCCGCUCCUGAAGUCCGUGGACUGCUUCUGAACGCCGUGCGGUCGUGGGAAAAACUUUGUCCUCGCCUUAAAUGAAUCGGCACGCUCCAAACUGCAUUCGUUGGACUUGCUUUAAUUUAAAAAUAAAAUGUCACAGGGCAUUUCAAAUA